Molecule: messenger RNA, 456 nt
Organism: Dipodomys ordii (Ord's kangaroo rat)
Lineage: Eukaryota; Metazoa; Chordata; Mammalia; Rodentia; Heteromyidae
Product: 4-trimethylaminobutyraldehyde dehydrogenase-like
Exons: 3
Molecular function (GO): 4-trimethylammoniobutyraldehyde dehydrogenase (NAD+) activity; aminobutyraldehyde dehydrogenase (NAD+) activity
Source: RefSeq, a predicted model, not a curated record
GAGCGGACAAAUGAAAUUGCCAAUGUGGAGACCAUCAACAAUGGGAAGUCCAUCUUCGAAGCCCGCUUAGACAUUGAAAAUUGCUGGCAGACCCUGGAAUAUUUUGCAGGCUUGGCUGGAUCCAUGGCUGGUGAACACAUUCAGCUCCAAGGUGGAUCCUUUGGUUAUACCAGAAGAGAACCACUGGGGGUCUGUGUGGGGAUAGGAGCAUGGAACUACCCCUUCCAGAUUGCCUGUUGGAAGUCAGCUCCAGCUUUGGCCUGCGGAAAUGCCAUGGUCUUUAAACCUUCUCCCUUCACGCCUGUUUCUGUUUUGCUCCUGGCUGAAAUCUAUACCGAGGCUGGUGUGCCUCCUGGGCUCUUCAAUGUGGUGCAGGGAGGUGCUGCCACCGGCCAGUUUCUCUGUCAGCAUCGCGAUGUGGCCAAGGUUUCCUUCACCGGAAGUGUGCCUACUGGA